Molecule: messenger RNA, 4512 nt
Organism: Teleopsis dalmanni
Lineage: Eukaryota; Metazoa; Arthropoda; Insecta; Diptera; Diopsidae
Gene: CPSF1
Product: cleavage and polyadenylation specificity factor subunit 1
Exons: 2
Coding region: 92-4396 (1434 amino acids)
Cellular component (GO): mRNA cleavage and polyadenylation specificity factor complex; nucleus
Molecular function (GO): nucleic acid binding; protein binding
Source: RefSeq, a predicted model, not a curated record
UUGGUUAUAGUCAAAAGACGUUUUUUUUCAUAUUUUUAAAUAUUUGUAAUAAUCUAUAAAAUUUGAGAUAUAUAAUAAAUAAUAAAGCACAAUGUUUUCUUUGUGCAAACAAACACAUCCAGCAACAUCAGUGGAGUAUGCAAUUUCAUGUAGAUUUUUUAACAAUUACGAAGAUAAUCUGGUUAUUGCUGGAGCAAAUGUACUGAAAGUAUAUCGUAUAUAUCCCUAUGUAGAUAGUAUACAACGACAAAAAAUUAACCCAAAUGAAAUUCGUAUUCCACCUAAAAUGCGGUUGGAGUGCAUGGCAUCGUAUACAUUGUAUGGAAAUGUAAUGUCACUUCAGAGUGUAUCAUUAGCCGGCUCUCUUCGAGAUGCAUUAUUAAUUAGCUUCAAAGAUGCUAAACUUGCAGUCGUGCAACAUGAUCCCGAUACAUUUUCGUUAAAAACAUUAUCGUUACAUUUCUUUGAAGAAGAUGAAGUACGUGGAGGCUGGACUGGUCGAUAUUAUAUUCCUAUGGUGCGAGUAGACCCAGAUUCUCGUUGUGCUGUAAUGCUUGUUUACGGCAAACGUUUGGUUGUUCUACCAUUUCGAAAAGACAAUAGUUUGGAUGAAAUAGAAUUAGCUGAUGUAAAACCUAUAAAGAAAACGCCUACCACACUAAUUUCAAGAACUCCUAUAUUGGCAUCGUAUCUUAUAACAUUACGGGAUUUGGAUGAAAAAAUAGACAAUGUGUUAGAUUUACAAUUUCUACAUGGUUAUUAUGAACCGACACUUCUUAUACUUUAUGAACCAGUACGUACUUAUCCUGGACGUGUUGCAGUACGUUCAGAUACGUGCGUGCUAGUUGCUAUAUCACUUAACAUUCAACAACGUGUACAUCCUAUUAUAUGGACUGUUAGCGGAUUACCAUUUGAUUGUUUACAAGUAUUUCCUAUACAAAAACCUAUAGGAGGCUGUCUUGUUACAUCUGUUAAUGCAAUAAUUUAUUUGAAUCAGAGUGUUCCACCUUAUGGUGUAAGUUUAAAUAGUUCAGCAGAUCACAGUACUGCUUUUCCUCUAAAACCACAAGACGGAGUGCGCAUAAGUCUAGAUGCAGCCAGACUCGCAUUCAUUGACACAGAUAAAUUAGUUGUUUCGCUUAAAGGUGGUGAUUUAUAUGUACUAACGCUUUGCGUUGAUUCUAUGAGAAGUGUCCGUAACUUUCAUUUUCAUAAGGCUGCAGCCAGUGUACUCACAAGCUGUAUUUGUGUAUUUCAAAUGGAAUAUUUGUUUCUUGGAUCACGAUUAGGAAACUCGUUGCUGUUACAUUUCACUGAAGAGGAUCAAAGUACAGUUAUUACUUUGGAAGAUGCAGCUGACGAGCCGGAAAUGGAAAUAAUUACAGAGGAGUCAAGUAAAGUACAUCGAGUAGAGGAUGAAGAAUUAGAGGUAUAUGGUUCAGGUGCAAAAACUUCAGUACAAUUACGCAAAUAUAAUUUUGAAGUUUGUGAUAGCAUGUUAAAUGUUGGCCCUAUUAAUUUCUUUUGUACUGGAGAACGUAUCGAAUUUGAAGAAGAUGGUGUAACGUUACGUCCACAAGCUGAAAAUAUGUCUGAUAUAAAAAUCGAAAUUGUUGGAUCAACCGGGCAUUCUAAAAAUGGUGCACUUAGUGUAUUUGUCAACUGUAUAAAUCCCCAAAUUAUAACAAGUUUUGAAUUGGAUGGUUGUAUAGAUGUGUGGACGAUAUAUGAUGAUCCUACUAAGAAAACAAUGUAUUUUGAUCAUCACGACUUUAUGAUAUUGUCACAAAAGUCAUCAACAUUGGUGCUGCAGACUGGUGAAGAAAUAAAUGAAAUUGAAAAUACAGGAUUUACUUGUAAUCAAGCUACAAUAUUUGUAGGAAAUUUGGGGCAAAAUCGAUUUAUAAUACAAGUUACAUCAAAAAAUGUUCGUUUACUACAAGGAACUCGUUUAAUACAAAACGUACCAAUUGAUGUUGGAUCACAUGUAGUGCAAGUUUCUAUAUCUGAUCCAUAUGUAUGUUUACGUCUUGCUAAUGGACAAGUAAUGACGCUUGCUUUACGUGAAACUAAGAAUACACCACGAUUAGCUAUAAAUAAAAGUACAAUAAGUAAUUAUCCGGCCAUUGUAUCUAUUGCAGCAUAUAAAGAUACUUCUGGCUUAUUUACUACUAAAAGUGACGACGUACUCAAUUUAACCGGUACUUCAGGAAGUUCUUUUUACAGCGGUGGUCUGGGCUACAUGAAAGCUGAACCUCAUAUGAAAAUCGAAGACGAGGAAGAUUUGUUAUAUGGUGAAUCUGGAAACGCAUUUAAAAUGAAUAGCAUGGCAGAUUUAGCUAAACAAUCUAAACAGAAAAAUUCGGACUGGUGGCGACGUUUGUUGACACAGUUUAAACCAACAUAUUGGCUAAUUACAGCAAGAGAGAGCGGGACUCUGGAAAUUUAUUCAAUGCCAGAUAUGAAACUACUUUAUUUAGUGAAUGAUAUUGGCAAUGCAGCUACGGUGUUGACUGAUUCUAUGGAAUUUGUGCCAAUAUCAUUGAAUAAUCAGGAAAAUAACAAAAGUGGCAUACUUCUGAAUUGUAUGUCACAAUAUCCUAAUUCACCAAAGGUUCAAGAACUGUCUAUCUUUGGUUUAGGUACUCAUGGCAAUCGUCCCUUGCUUUUUAUACGCACACGAUUAGAAGUAUUAAUCUAUCAGGUGUAUAGGUAUCCUAAAGGUCAUUUAAAAAUACGGUUUCGUAAAUUAGAAAGCAUAAAUUUACUGCAACAGCAGAGUGAAUUUCUAAAUGUGGAUGACUAUGAUUAUAUGGAGACGGAUUUAUAUAAUUUGGAAGAGCGAAAUAUUAGUAAAAUACGUUAUUUUGGUAACAUAUCUGGUCUGAAUGGUGUUAUGAUAUGUGGAGUUAAUCCUCGAUUAGUAUUUCUAACCACAAAAGGCGAGUUACGAGUACAUAAAAUUUUUGGUAAUAGUUCUAUACGGAGCUUUGCACCUUUUAACAAUAUUAAUUGUCCACAAGGGUUCCUAUAUUUCGAUACUACUUAUUAUCUGAAGAUAUCUGUUUUACCCAGUUACCUUACGUAUGAUUCUCCCUGGGCCAUACGAAAAGUACCAUUACGUUGCAGUCCAAGACAAAUCGUUUACUUACGUGAAAAUCGAGUUUAUUGUUUAAUAACACAAACUGAAGAGUCUUCAAAUAAAUAUUAUCGUUUCAAUGGUGAAGAUAAGGAGUUAACAGAGGAAAGUAAAGGAGAGCGUUUUAUAUAUCCAUAUAUUUCUAAAUUCAAUAUGGUUUUAAUGAGUCCUGAAACAUGGGAAAUAGUUCCGGAUGCAUCGAUACAAUUUGACGAUUGGGAACAUGUAACUGCUUUCAAAGUUGUUAAACUUGCGUAUGAGGGUACACGUUCAGGUCUUAAGGAAUAUUUGUGCAUUGGAACUAAUUUCAAUUACAGUGAAGAUAUAACUUCACGCGGUAAUAUAUAUAUAUAUGACAUUAUUGAAGUUGUGCCUGAACCGGGUAAACCGUUAACAAAAUUUAAACUAAAAGAGAUAUUUAAAAAGGAGCAGAAGGGUCCUGUGUCAGCUAUUUCGGACGUACUUGGUUUUCUGGUAACGGCUUUGGGUCAAAAAAUAUAUUUAUGGCAGUUGAAAGAUGAUGAUUUAAUUGGCGUUGCUUUUAUAGAUACAAAUAUUUAUGUGCAUGAAAUUAUUUCAGUGAAAUCACUCAUACUUAUAGCAGACGUUUAUAAAUCGAUUAGUUUGUUAAGGUUUCAAGAAGAAUAUCGGACGCUUUCUUUAGCUUCGAGAGAUUUUAAUGGACUAGAAGUUUUUAACAUUGAAUUCCUAGUCGAUAAUACAAAUCUCGGUUUUCUUGUCAGCGAUAUAGAAAAGAAUUUUAUUGUAUAUAUGUAUCAGCCAGAAUCCCGUGAAUCCAUUGGAGGUCAAAAACUAAUACGCAAAGCAGAUUACUAUCUCGGACAGAGUGUAAAUACAAUGUUUCGUGUACAAUGUCAUCAGCGAGGAGCAGUGCUAAGACAACCAUUUUUAUAUGAAAAUAAGCAUUUAGCUGUAUUUGGAACACUUGAUGGUGGUAUUGGUUAUUGUUUACCUCUGCCAGAAAAAGUUUAUCGUAGAUUUCUAAUGUUGCAAAACGUAUUACUGUCGUAUCAGGAACAUUUAUGUGGACUGAAUCCGAAAGAAUUUCGCACUAUAAAAUCUUCAAAGAAACUAUCACUGAAUCCGUGUCGUUGUAUAAUUGAUGGUGAUUUGAUUUGGUCAUUCAUGUUGAUGUCUAAUGCUCAAAAAAAUGAAGUCGCUAAAAAAAUUGGAACAAGAACAGAGGAGAUUAUAAAUGAUAUACAUGACAUUGACAAAGUGUCAUCGGUCUUUUAAAUAAUAAAUUAGUAAUUAUAGGUUUUUAAUAUAUAAACAUUUUAUUAAAUCAACAUCAAAUGAUGUGUUCACAGAUAGAACAGUUGUCUCCAAUAAUCUUUUUAUUGGAAUACCCG